Messenger RNA from Gavialis gangeticus (Gharial), 4938 nucleotides. Its product is annotated as parathyroid hormone/parathyroid hormone-related peptide receptor-like. Gene Ontology annotation, molecular function: G protein-coupled peptide receptor activity; peptide hormone binding; parathyroid hormone receptor activity. Bases 628 to 2265 code for a protein of 545 amino acids. Lineage: Eukaryota; Metazoa; Chordata; Crocodylia; Gavialidae. Gene Ontology annotation, biological process: cell surface receptor signaling pathway; adenylate cyclase-modulating G protein-coupled receptor signaling pathway. Gene Ontology annotation, cellular component: plasma membrane. The transcript is spliced from 13 exons. The record is from RefSeq and is a predicted model, not a curated record.
GGGGGGGGCACUGUGAGAGCUGAAAAAUGAAUCACCAGGUGGUAGGAGAAGUUCCUGAAAAGGAAGGAGGAUCCUGCUUGGAGUGGAUAGGAUUUUAGCACCUCAAGCUAAGCCAAUAAACCUUUGCUGUCCAGAUCUGCAGGGGAACAAGGAGCAGCAGGGUCCUUGCAAAUGCUUCCAGAGCUGGUCAAGGCAAAAAGGACAAAGAGACCAAAUGGAGAGGCAUGUGCCUGCCAGGGGUGGGGCAGCCCCCUGUGUUAGCUAAGUGCAGCUGGAAAUAGCAUUAACCACACCGGAGCCCAGACAGCAUCCUGCAGAACAGACGGCUGUAGCAGCUGCAGUGCUUGGCCACUGCUUGGAAGGACACUCUUCGAUUUGCUUUAGGUCUGGGGGGCCGAAGAGAUUCUGGUGGGUAACUUGUUUCAGGACAAGAUGUCCUUUCAUGCUCCCUGCAGUUGGAGUUCUCUCUGCGGCCUUGACUUCCACAUACGGAGCAGUUUGGGCUGCGUGGACAGUUGUUCCCAGAGACAGGGCUCAUCUAAUUUGUUUUCAAGUUUAGUUUUCCACCUCUGAAUUUUCCCUGCUGCGGCACCUUGGCUAGCUAGACUGUAGCCUCCCUGGGACAUCAUGGAGGAUCUGGUCCGUGUGGGCAUCUUGGCUGCUGUCCUCUACUGCUCAGUCUGCGCUCUGGUUGACACUGAUGACGUCCUUACAAAGGAAGAACAGAUCUAUCUGCUGAUUGAAGCAAAGGAGCAGUGCCAGAAAACCAUAAGAAUCCAACUAGAGAAACCCAAAGAUACCAGCUGUUUUCCAGAGUGGGAUGGAAUUAUCUGCUGGCCCAAGGGCUCUCCAAACCAACAGGUGUCGGUCCCGUGCCCAAAAUACAUCUAUGAUUUCAACCACAAAGGUCAUGCCUACAGACAGUGUGAUGCCUAUGGGAGCUGGGAGCUAGCACUCAGCAUCAACAAGACCUGGGCUAACUAUACCGAAUGCACCAAGUUCCUCGCCCCUGAGCACCGGAGCCGAGAGAAGGAAGUGUUUGACCGCCUGCACAUGAUGUACACGAUAGGCUACUCCAUCUCCCUGGCCUCCCUUCUUGUCGCCGUGAGCAUCCUAUGCUACUUCAAGCGCCUACAUUGCACACGAAACUACAUCCACAUCCACCUCUUCAUCUCCUUUAUCUGCCGGGCUGUGAGUAUCUUUGUGAAGGACGUGGUUCUGUAUUCUGGCUUGUUGCCUGAGGACCUGGAGAAGAUACGCCUUGAAGAUCUGGAGAGUGAGUUGGUCCCCGUGGCAGGACACCAGACCCAGCUGGUGGGCUGCAAGGUGGUGGUAACUCUUUUCCUCUAUUUCCUGGCCACAAACCACUACUGGAUCCUGGUGGAGGGUCUCUACCUGCACAGCUUAAUCUUCAUGGCCUUCCUCUCUAAUAAGAACUACCUGUGGGCCCUCACCAUCAUCGGCUGGGGUCUCCCUGCUGUGUUUGUGUCUAUCUGGGCCAGUGUCAGGGCCUCCCUGGCAGAUACACAAUGCUGGGACCUCAGUGCUGGGAAUCUGAAGUGGAUAUAUCAAGUCCCUAUCUUAGCAGCCAUUGUGGUGAACUUCUUCCUUUUCCUCAACAUUGUGAGAGUUCUGGCAUCCAAGCUCUGGGAGACCAACACAGGGAAGCUGGACCCUCGGCAACAAUACAGGAAGCUGCUGAAGUCCACCCUGGUGCUGAUGCCGCUCUUUGGAGUCCAUUAUGUGGUGUUCAUGGCAAUGCCCUACACGGACGUCUCCGGGGUCCUGUGGCAAAUACAGAUGCACUAUGAGAUGCUCUUCAACUCCUCUCAGGGUUUCUUUGUGGCUUUCAUCUAUUGCUUUUGUAAUGGGGAGGUUCAGGCAGAGAUUAAGAAAGCCCAUUUCCGGAGGAGCCUGGCACUGGAUUUCAAGCAAAAAGCACGCAUCACCAGCACAGGAGGAAGCUUUUACUAUGGUGGCCUAGUAUCACAUGCCACCAACAGUGUCAGCAUGAGCAUUGCUGGCUGGGGAACAGCGGUGGCCGGGAUACAGCAGAGCACCAAACACCAUGGGCUGCCCCUAUGCGCACACACCAACCUGCCAGGGUUCAUCCCAAGCUCGUCUGCCUCUGACAAUUCCCUGCCUUCUCCAGCCACAGAAGGCACCCAGAUGGCCUCUGGGGAGGGUACUAGGGACUUCAUGUACUCAUCAGACCUGGUUCAAAGUCAUUUCAGUCUGAACAAAGAGCUGGAGACCAUGCUGUGAAGCAUCAUGCAAGCAAGUCUCCAACCAGACUUGGAAAGGAAUUGGCUCUGAGGCUAUAGGACUGUGAGAUGUUUUGCCUGGGGUUAUUAUUUAGUGAUGCAGAGAGUGUGGGAAGGGAAAGGAAGCGGGAGCUGAAUCUGGACUUCUGGCCUGUUAGCUUGACUUUCUGGGGUGGAUGGGAUCAGGGAACUCACAGCAUCAUCUUAACUACCUGGCCUAAAGAGGUGCAGCUGCUUCUGAACAGCUGAGGGGGAAAAGAAAUGCAUCUCUGUAGCCCGGAUAGUAUCUGAUCCAAACUUCUGCUUCCUUGGGUAUGCAAUUGGGCUGUGGUGGUGGUGACACCUGCAUGCAUAAGGCCCUGGAUGGUCAUGGGGAAACAAUACCCUGCCCCAUUUGCUCCAGUGAACCAUCCCUUGAGCUGCCACCAGCUCCAGCUUCCCAAAAGAAUCCAAGCAGCUACUUCAGACAUGGCUUGUAGCAGUUGCUAAGCAGAUCAAGUUGGCUCUUUCUGAGCAAUUCUGAGCCACUUAACACCAAUGAGCACAAUGGCAUCACACAGCCUGGGGAGCUGAAGUUAAGUGAACCUGCAGGAUAAAUGGUGUGGGAAAAGCAGUCCUGCAACUCAGGCAGCUACUAAGCUGGGUUCUGAACUAGCCAUUAUAACUCAGGAAAGAGACCUUGGAGUCAUUGUAGAUAAUUUGCUGAAACCAUUAGUUCCAUGUGCAGCAGUAAACAAAAUAGCUGAUAAAGUGUUGGGCAUCAUUAAGGGAAUUGGAAAUGCAAUGGAAAACAUCAUGUUAUUACACAAAUCCAUGGUGUGCCCAGGUCUUGAAUACUGUGUGCAGUUCUAGCAUCUGCAUCUCAAACAAGGAUGUAGUAGAAUUAGAAAUAUACAGAAAAGGGCAAUCAAGAUGAUCAGAGGUAUGGAUCUACUGCCAUGCCAGGAGACACUAAAAAAGCUAGGACUCUUCUGUUUGGAGAAGAAAAGACAGAGAGGUGGGGGAUAUGAUAGAGGUCUAUAAAGCCAUGCAAGAUGCAAAGUAACUAGAGAACUGUUAUUCACCAAACCCCAGAAAACUGGAACUGAAAUUAGCAGGAGACAAGCUUAACACAAACAAGAGAAAGCACUUUCUUAGGCAAUGCACAGUUAACUUAUUACCCCAGGAGGUUGUAGAGGCAGAUAAUAUAGCCAGGUUCAAAAAAGGGCUAGACAAGUUCAUGGAUGAUAGUUCUAUAAUAGCUAUUAAAAAGAACAGUUAGGGAUGUAUCCUCUGGCAUCCCUAAGCCAAUGAUGGUGGUACAGGAAGGAUAUGACAGCAUAAAUUGCUCUAGAUAUGCUGUGUUCAUACGCUUUCCCUCUAAAACAUCUAUUACCAUCAGAGAUAGGAUAUUGGGUCUAGACUGACUGUUAGUCUGGCACAGUAUGGCACUGCUUGUGUUCCUAUGUUUGAGCAGAUUAUGAGACUACAAAUCCCAGAAUGCAAAGCUCCUUCCUGAUCAGAAUAACCCAGCCAUCAAAAUGGGAGUACUAUGCACUGCAACCUAUCUUUCAAACAAGCUCCACUUUCAGAACAAGGGGCAGUGGGGUUGUGCUCCAUUGGAGGGAAAUUAAAGCACAACUCUAGGAUUCCCUCCCUUUAGCCAGAGGCCAGGGUAACAGCUGUGGUCACCCAAGUGCUGCCAGUCUAGAGGCUCCUGUGAAAUGAACUGUUUGUUUUUGCCCUGAAUCUUUGAACCACCCAAACUUUAUAUAAAAAACAACCAACAUCUAGGGUGGAAGGGGGAAGUGGAGCCUGUGGCUAUGGGCUGCAGAGCAGGAUGGGGAAACGUGUUGGGGUGAAUGCUGUUAACACAAGGGUGGCUGGUGUGUUGCGGUAACUACAGAAGCUGCUAAUACAUGAUGAGGAGAGGAGGGGCAGAAGCAAUCUCUAGCCACGUGCAGCCAGAGAACCACAUACUCUAUCCUGCGGGUACAGUGAGCACCAUGUUUCCUGGUUAGUCCUUGGCAUUUUUUCUGCCAUUGUCUGAGCCACACCUCUGCUGAAACCCCUGCUAUGUAAGGGUUUGUAGACUGCGAAAUGAAUGACUGAGCCAGUCCCUGUAGCUCAUGUCCGUCUUUAAAGCCCUUUCCCUGUAAGGAGACUGGAUAGAAACUUGGGCACACAGAUCUACUUGUACCUCCUUCUUCCACUACGGUAGCCUGGGCUGGCACCCUCAGCCCUGCACAGAGUGGAAUAGGGCUUGUGCUAGCAGACUGGCCCGUAUAUUGGCCUCACAGACUCCAAAGCGCUGAGGUGCUCACUGUCCUGUUAUUAAAUGACAAAUCACCUGGAAAGAGACUCAAUCUUACACUUAGUAAGACCCACUCCAGAGCUCUGGCUACCAAUCCCAGGCUGAUGGGAUACAGGCAUCCUAUAGGAAAAUCCUGAUCAUGCUGUCAGCAAAGAGCCGAACGCAGCCGUGCAUUUCUGUAGCCCUUUGCCAAAGCAGCAAGCACGCUCUAGACAAUUAAUGGACCAAGCAACACAUGCCAGAGAGAAGGGUGCAAGGACUUGGCCAGUGUGACCCAGCCUCAGAGCCAGGAACAGAAGUGAGAAUUAAGAUUCUUUCCCCCCUGCCCUGAGGACAAGAACCACUGCCCUCCACAGCACCAAAAUAAAUAAUAUCAUCUAC